CGAGUGUGCCAUCUGCCUUAUGUACGAGGACACUGCAUAUUGAUGGAAGAACAGCAGCAAGUCUUUUCCAAGUCAACGCUUGGGCGGGUCCGGAAUCCACCGGUGGCUCUCACAGUACAAUCACACACCAAUCAUCCGAGUGAGGUCGAUUCAUUCCACGACGAUAACCAUUCUUCAUUUGUAGCUACCUCCUUCGGAACACCAGCCAUGCCGUCCUCUCAGUCCCGCCGCGGCCGUCUCCUCGUCCUCCUCGCCGCGGUGGUGGCGAGCCUCUCCACCAUUGCAACCUCCACGGACACCACGAACGCGUUCACGUCGCUCGACUGCCCCUCGCCGCCGCCUUCGCCGUCACCCUCGCCACCGCCGUCCUCCAUCAACAGCACGUUCCAGUCCAACGUGUUCGCGCUCCUGGACGCGCUCCCGUCCGCGGCCGGGCCCACGGGGUUCGCGUCCCUGUCCCGUGGCGAGGGAACUGACCGCGCCUUCGUCCGGGGCCUCUGCCGCGGCGACUCAGCUCCCGACGACUGCGCUACGUACCUCCGGAGCGCCGUGCUCGACAUCAACGGCCACUGCAACAGCAACCGCCGCGCCGCCAUCUGGUACGACAAGUGCUUCCUCAGCUACGCCGACACCAACGAGUCCACGGCCUACGAGGAAGGCUUCCGGAAUGAGUUCUACAACUACCGGAACGUCUCCGACAAGGACGCCUUCGAGAGGACGUACUACGCGCUGAUGAGACGCCUCUCCGCGCGCGCCGUCAAUGGCACGCCGGAGUCAGCGUCGGUGGCGCCGAUGUUCGCGACAGGGGAAGCAGUGUACGACCGCAGGGCACCCAACGGCACCAUGUACGGGCUGGUGCAGUGCAUGAGGGACCGGACGGCGGCGGAGUGCGACCGGUGCUUGCGGGACUCGGUGCAGCAGCUGCCAAGCUGCUGCUAUGGGCACCAGGGAGGGGUGGUGCUCGGAUACAACUGCUACCUGCGUGUGGAAAUAUACACCUACUAUAAUCUCGCGCUCAACGCGCCGCCCGCUCCGCCGCCUCUGGCUCCAUCUCCGUCCAGCUUCAUCGGAGAAAGGCGUGGAAAGAAGCAGACAGAUGUGGCCCUUGCCAUCGCCCUUCCAGUUGGAACAGUACUUGUCGUCACCUUCCUUGCCGUUAUUUUCUUGUUCAAGAGAACGAGACAGGCCAGUCGGGAGAAAACACCGCCAGACAGCAGCAGCAAAGAAGAGGACCUCAGCUAUGUUGACCCAGAGCAACUUAACCUACCGGCGUUAAGAGCUGCAACAAAUAACUUCUCCGAAGAAAACAAACUUGGAGAGGGAGGCUUUGGAGAAGUGUUUAAGGGUACAUUACAAGAUGGGAAAGAGAUAGCAGUGAAGAGGCUUUCCAAGCACUCAUCGCAGGGUUUCCACGAGCUCAAGAACGAGCUCGUGCUGGCUGCCAAGCUCGAGCACAGGAACCUGGAGCGGCUCCUGGGCGUGUGCCUGCGAGAAGAGAAGCUGCUUGUCUAUGAAUACAUGCCCAACAGAAGCCUAGACACCUACCUUUUCGAUCCAGUGAAACGGCAGAUACUGGAUUGGAGCAAACGGCUCGCGAUCAUCUGUGGUAUCGCGCGGGGACUCCUCUAUCUCCAUGAGGAGUCCCGGCUUAAGAUCAUCCACAGGGAUCUGAAGCCGAGCAAUGUGUUACUUGAUGCGGAUAUGAACCCCAAGAUCUCAGACUUCGGCCUCGCUAGAGCGUUCGGAGGAGACCAGUCCAGAGAUAUUACAAGGAGGCCCGUCGGAACUCUGUAUGGGGCAAGUGGAGGACGGGAUCCGCCGCCGACGUCGUUGACCCAUCGCUGGCCGGGCAGUACUCUGAAGGCGAGAUCCUCAACUGCGUCGACGUCGGGCUGUUGUGCGUCCAGGAGAACCCGGCGGACCGGCCGGACGCCUCUACAGUGGUGCUCAUGCUCAGCAGCCCGACCUCCACGUCCGAUGACAGGCGAACCCCCUCCAGGCCUGCCUUCGUCUUCGGCUCCGGCCUCAGCACUGCCUCGGAUCACCCAACGGUCGGUGCUUGGACAUCCGACAGAGUGCUGAUCAACGACAAGCAGCCGUCGACAGCCCCGGUCUCGGAGAAUGAGGUGACCAUCUCGGAGCUUCAGCCAAGGUAGGUAUGUGUACAACUGGGUGCGGAGUAUCACUGUAUCAGCAGCUAGCUGUGCCUGCUUCAGUGUUCUAUCUUUUCUCUAGUCUCACGAAUCUUAAAGCAUCUAGUAAGUUUACUGUAAGGCCAAGGAUGGUAAAGAAAAUAAUGUAAACAGAGUCAGAUUGAUAUAUGUUAGACUGUUACUGUCAAGUAUAUUUUUUUGAGGGCAA
Messenger RNA from Phragmites australis (common reed), 2361 nucleotides. RefSeq names its product cysteine-rich receptor-like protein kinase 15. Gene Ontology annotation, biological process: protein phosphorylation. The transcript has 6 exons. Gene Ontology annotation, molecular function: ATP binding; protein kinase activity. Lineage: Eukaryota; Viridiplantae; Streptophyta; Magnoliopsida; Poales; Poaceae. The coding region runs from base 43 to 2082 and encodes 679 amino acids. The record is from RefSeq and is a predicted model, not a curated record.